Messenger RNA from Pectinophora gossypiella (pink bollworm), 616 nucleotides. RefSeq names its product histone deacetylase complex subunit SAP18 (gene Bin1). The coding region runs from base 29 to 496 and encodes 155 amino acids. The record is from RefSeq and is a predicted model, not a curated record. NCBI's taxonomy places the organism in Eukaryota, Metazoa, Arthropoda, Insecta, Lepidoptera, Gelechiidae. Gene Ontology annotation, molecular function: transcription factor binding; transcription corepressor activity. The transcript has 2 exons. Gene Ontology annotation, biological process: negative regulation of DNA-templated transcription. Gene Ontology annotation, cellular component: nucleus.
AUAUUCUAAGUUCUACUAAUUCCAUAUUAUGAAAAUGGCAGGUUUAGAGUCGAUGGUAGUUGAAGAAACUAAGCCAGUUGAUAGAGAGAAGACGUGUCCAUUAUUACUACGGGUGUUUUGUUCGACCGGACGGCACAACUCGCCGGGUGACUACGCGAGAGGAAAUGUGCCACAGAAUGAGCUGCAGAUCUACACUUGGAUGGACGCCACACUCCGCGAGCUCACUGGUUUGGUCAAGGAAGUAAAUCCUGAGACUCGGCGCAAAGGGACGUACUUUGACUUUGCAAUAGUUUUCCCUGAUCAGAGAUCUCCGACAUACCGCAUGAGAGAGAUCGGCGUUACUUGUUCUGGCCAGCGUGGUGGGGAUGACAACAAAACGUUAUCACAAGUCAAAUUCCUGAUUGGGAAUUACUUGGACAUUUCAAUAACUCCACCAAACAGAAUGCCACCACCAAUGAGGCGUGCACAGCCUUAUAUGAAUAAUCGCCCAUAUUAAAAUAUCAUGGGACUUUUUAUAUAGAUAUGAAGGCAGAAAUUGAGGUUUGAUGUUUUUCUGAUGAUUGUUUCUGUCAUUUUAAUGCAUUAUGUGUAAGUCAAAAUAAAAUAGUUUUAAGUA